Molecule: messenger RNA, 3848 nt
Organism: Amphiprion ocellaris (clown anemonefish)
Lineage: Eukaryota; Metazoa; Chordata; Actinopteri; Pomacentridae
Gene: srp68
Product: signal recognition particle 68
Exons: 16
Coding region: 57-1835 (592 amino acids)
Biological process (GO): SRP-dependent cotranslational protein targeting to membrane
Cellular component (GO): signal recognition particle, endoplasmic reticulum targeting
Molecular function (GO): endoplasmic reticulum signal sequence receptor activity; 7S RNA binding; signal recognition particle binding
Source: RefSeq, a predicted model, not a curated record
GCUGCACCUCUGACUGAGCAUGUGUGUGUGCGCCGCUUAGCUGUUAGCACUCAGAAAUGGCCGCAGACAAGCAGAACGAAGGCAAAGUUUCCCUCACGGACGAAAACAAAGAAAAUUUACCAGAUGGAGGACUUGGACUGGAAAUCCUGCAAAUCAUCAAGGAGUCCCAGCAGCAGCAUGGCCUCAGGCAUGGAGACUACCAGAGAUACAGGGGAUAUUGCUCCCGCAGACUGCGUCGCCUACGCAAGACUCUUGGCUUCAAGAUGGGAAAUCGGCACAAGUUUGUUGGGAAGAAAGUGACGGUUGAAAUGCUUUCUGACAACAGGUACCUUUUGCUGGUUUUGAUGGAGGCAGAGCGUGCGUGGAGCUACGCCAUGCAGCUGAAGCAGGAGGCUAACACAGAGCCACGUAAACGCUUUCACCUGUUGGCUCGACUACGCAAGGCUGCCAAGCACAGUGAGAAGCUGGAGAAGCUCUGCGAAAGCCCUCGCGUUGACGCUAAGACGAAGCUGGAGGCACAGGCCUACACUGCAUACCUGACUGGUAUGGUGGAUUUUGAGCUACAGGAGUGGAAGCUUGCUAUGGAGGCUUUCAACAAGUGCAAGACCAUCUAUGAGAAACUGGCCAGUGCAUUUACUGAGGAGCUGGCAGUUUUGUAUCGUCAGCGUGUAGAUGAGAUAUCGCCCAACAUCCGCUACUGUGCUUACAACAUUGGCGACCAGAAUGCCAUCAAUGACUUGAUGCAGAUGAGGCUGACCGGUGGAGGAGGAGGGAUGAUGGCUGAGAAACUAGAGGCCCUGAUCACUCAGGCAAGAACCAAGCAGGCAGCCACCAUGAGUGAGGUGGAGUGGCGAGGACGAUCGGUGCCGGUGAAGAUCGACAAGGCCCGCAUCUUCCUUUUGGGUCUGGCAGACAAUGAAGCUGCCAUCGCUCAGACGGCUAAUGAGGAGACCAAAGAGCAUCUGUAUGAGACUCUGCUGGCCGAGUGUAGAGACACCAUCCAAGCUGUGAGAGAGGAACUGAAGAGUGAGGCGAAGCAGCGAGAGAGGAGCUCUGAUAGUGACAGUGGAAAGGUGUCCAACCUGCAGUUCCUGCACAGCUACCUGACCUACAUCAAGCUGUGUACACUGGUGAAGAGGAAUGAGAGCAUGGCUCAUACUCUGCAGGCCAAACUGAAGGAACCUGAGACCGACGAGACCAAGAGGGGGCCCCGUCCCCAGGAUCUCAUCCGCCUCUACGACAUCAUCCUGCAGAGCCUGGCUGAGCUCUCCACCCUGCAGGGCCUGGAGGAUGACCACACCUUCCAGAAGGAGGUGUCCCUAAAGACGCUGGUCUACAAGGCCUACAGGUGUUUCUUUAUAGCCCAGUCCUAUGUGCUGGUGAAGAAGUGGAGUGAGGCGCUGGUGCUCUAUGAGAGGGUGCUGAAAUACGCCAAGGAGGUCCAGUCAAAGGCCAAGAGCUUCAACAACAGCCUCAAGGACCUCCCUGAUGUCCAGGAGCUCAUUGCUGAGGUCAAUGCUGAGAAAUACUCACUUCAAGCUGCUGCCAUUUUAGACACUGAUGAAACUGCUGAGGUUCCUUCUCAGCAGCAGGUCAAGGACAACACGCCCCUCAGUGAUCGCCUGGAGACUUUCCGCCUCGACCCCACUCUGGUAGGAAAGCAACCCAAUCUGGUCCAGUUCCCCCCUGACUUCCAGCCGAUCCCCUGCAAGCCUCUGUUCUUUGAUCUUGCUCUCAACCACGUGGCCUUCCCAGCGCUGGAUGAUAAGGUGGAGCAGAAGGGCAAGGGCGGCCUCACCGGCUACAUUAAGGGCAUCUUUGGCUUUGGCAGCUAAACCAAACCACAGGUUCUGACCUCCAUGUGAGAGCAGCAGAGCUGAGUUUAUCACAACCAACAAGACUUGGAUCAGUUGUUAAUCAUUUCAGUUCAUUUUAAUUUUUGAUUUUUGGUGCCUAAGUGCAAGAUGGGUGGAGUUUUUAGUCCUGAAGAAGGCAGAGGGAAUCUAAUCUUCCAGGUGAGAUUAUAGAGUCAGUAAUUAAAACAAUUUCAAGUAGCGAUGUGACUCAAGUCCACCUGUCAACUUUAGUAGUACCAUCAGGAUGCGUAGGUGACUCGCAUGCAGGCUCUCUCCUUAAUUUGAGCUUUGGAGAUGUCUGCGACUUCAAGUUUUACAGUUACCAUGCCAUGGUAUUGAAAGUUAAAGCCAAGUUGUCAAUCUCAAAAUCUAGUCAAGUAACCAAAGCCAUUUUGGCUUCAUUUUUACACUGUUAUGGAAGCGCCUUCAUAUAGUUUUGUCGCCUUCUUUUUCUCGUGACAUUUUCUGCUUUGUUAAACCUAAAAUUUAGAAAGUUUAUUUUAUCUCAGCGCCUUUCACGAAAUGCGAUAAAUAAUCCUUCAACCAGUAGUUUGAUGAAUUCCAUCUGAGGGAUUUUAUCAAUCAUCAUGUUUUGACCACUUCAAUAUGUGCUUCAAAGCUUCAGGAUAAACACCUUUUUAUUCCUGACAUAGAUGUUUUACAGGAACACCUUGCAGACAGCUCAAGAUGAAAGGUAGAGGGUCAGCAGUGAUGCAACACUAAACUGAAUACGUUGGUAUGCCGUUUGAAAACACAAAAAGAACGAUACUUUGACAGCUUUGUUUGCUGUUUCUUAUCAGUGUUCUUGGCUUUAGAUGUGUACAUAUCAGUCAUUUGACCAAGGCCUCUCUAAAACCCAGGCUCUGACUUGAAGAACAGACAACAGAAGGAUGACUGACGAAGCCACGAAUCACAGUUUAAGAUGUUUUUCUUCUUUAAAAAGAGAAAAGCUAUAAAGUCCAGUGUCUUUAAUUUGUCUGUCGGUUACUGUCUACACUCUUUAUUAGGUUAAACUAAACUCAAAGUUAAAUCUAAUGCAGCAGUCCUGCAGUAAACCCUCCUUCAUGAAGGAUAUAAUAUUCUGUCAUUUUAUUGUUUUAUAGAGCUGCUGAUUUACUGUUUGUGGAGCUGCUGGAUAGAAUCACAGUGUUUAUUUAGAUUAUGUUACUGAUACAAGUGUACAAAAUGAUAGAAACACCGGUCAGUUUUACUCUGUACAAUUCAGCAACAUAAAUUAGUUUUCAUCAAAGUAGGACUUGUUUUGGCUUGCUAAUAAACUGGCAAAUGUUUGUUGUACUUUGUGACAUUUGGCUUUAAACUUGUCAGAAAAGGGUCCAACUGAGCUCUUAUUUUGAAGGCUUAGUGCAGAAGUUCCUGCUGGAAAAGUGCAGCUCAUCAGACUGUAAUUAAUUCCUGUCUUGUUUUCAUGCAGAUGUAUUUUUAUUUGUAAAAGACAGCCGUAGAAGUUAAGACAUUGAAGGAGUUUUUAGCAGCUUUUCAUUCGUCUCACCACCACGCCUGUUUUCUUUGUCUUGGGUAGGACUAAAGUGCUUUCAUCGCAAGUUACACGUCUGUGGAUAUACAGUAAUGCUAGAAAAAUCCUCAUCCAUCGUUUACCUGUUAAAACGCAGAAUCACGUCUUCUUUCCACACCAAAGCUGACUUUCCUCUGAUCUUUUAGGGACCUGGUUUUCCUGUGACACCUGGUCAAACUAGAGGACUGUAUGUUUGUCAGUCACCCACUCGCAUCCAUUUAUCUGUUUUGCUUACUUAUUUUUAUCCGUUUUUUUUUUUCUUCUUCCACUCAGUGUUUUAUGUUAAUGACUUAAGAUGGAUGUGCUGGAACAGUUUCGGCAUUUUACCUCUGUUAACCUGGAAAACAGUUUAGUGAUGGCUAGUAGUUGCUGGAAACAUGCAGAAAGAGAACAUAAAUGAUGAGAAUGUGUGAUUUCUUUUAGUUUCCAGGCAUAUGAUUAAAAAUAUUUGCACCAAA